AUGCAGCACCUACACGACCUGAAGUCCAGUUUGUGGAACUCUAACUCAAACUCUGAGCGGAUGAAAGCUCUAAACCGAUUUUCGUCAUUCAGUCUAAACCGGCGUCGACCCACGCGAUCCAAUCACUCCACAGCAGCCUGCAACAUUGAGCUUGUUACUCCAAGGGUGAAGGAGCGGACACAGAACGUGACAGAGAAGGUCACGCAGGUACUGUCUCUAGGUGCUGAUGUUUUGCCCGAGUACAAGCUCCAGGCUCCAGACGUCCACAAGUGGAUCAUGCUGCACUACAGUCCUUUCAAAGCCGUGUGGGACUGGCUCAUUCUUCUGCUAGUGCUCUACACAGCUGUCUUCACUCCAUACUCGGCUGCUUUCCUCCUCAAUGAACUGGAGGAGGAGAAGAGACACAUCUGUGGUUACACCUGUAACCCUUUAAAUGUAGUAGAUGUGAUAGUGGACGUUCUGUUCAUCUUAGACAUCGUUAUUACCUUCAGGACGACAUACGUGAACCGUAACGAUGAGGUGGUGACCCAUCCCAAGCUCAUCGCCAUCCACUAUAUCAAAGGCUGGUUUCUCAUCGACAUGGUGGCCGCAAUUCCAUUUGAUCUGCUCAUCUUCAGGUCUGGAUCAGAUGAGACGACAGCCACACUCAUUGGCCUGCUGAAGACAGCCCGUCUGCUGCGCUUGGUCCGUGUGGCUAGAAAGUUAGAUCGAUACUCAGAGUAUGGAGCUGCAGUCCUCUUCUUGCUCAUGUGCACCUUUGUGCUGAUUGCUCAUUGGUUGGCCUGUAUCUGGUAUGCCAUUGGUCAUGUGGAAAGGCCUUACAUGAAGACAGGUUGGCUGGAUAAUCUGGCCGAUCAACUGGGGAAGCAUUACAAUGACAGUGAUGCCAGCUCAGGACCCUCCAUUCAGGAUAAAUACAUCACUGCACUCUAUUUCACCUUCAGUAGUCUGACCAGCGUGGGCUUUGGGAAUGUCUCUCCAAACACCAACUCAGAGAAGAUUUUCUCCAUUUGUGUCAUGCUCAUUGGCUCUCUCAUGUAUGCCAGCAUAUUUGGAAAUGUUUCUGCAAUAAUUCAGAGGCUUUAUUCCGGAACAACUCGCUAUCACACCCAGAUGCUGCGGGUCAAAGAGUUCAUCCGCUUCCAUCAGAUACCUGGAGAACUGAGGCAGAGACUGGAAGAAUAUUUCCAACAUGCCUGGUCCUACACCAAUGGCAUCGAUAUGAAUGCGGUCCUAAAAGGUUUUCCUGAGUGUUUGCAAGCUGAUAUUUGCCUGCAUCUGAAUCGUAGUCUGCUGCAGAACUGUAAAGUGUUCCGUGGGGCGAGUAAAGCGUGCCUGAGGGCUCUCGCCAUGCGCUUCAAAACCACCCACUCGCCACCUGGAGACACCCUCUAUCACCAUGGUGACGUGAUCAAAGCCCUCCACUUCAUCUCCCGUGGUUCCAUUCAAGUGUCGCAACAUAACAUUGUGCUGGCCAUACUGGGAAAGAAUGAUGUCUUUGGCGAGCCUAUAAAUCUGUAUGCAGAGCCUGGUCGCAGUAACGCUGAUGUUACUGCACUUUCCUACUGUGACCUUCACCGUAUCCAACGAGACGACCUUCUAGAGGUGCUGGACAUGUACCCUGCAUUUGGAGAGAUCUUUUGGAGGAACCUAGAAAUCACCUUUAACAUACGAGACGCUGAAGAGAUGAUGCCCAGUGAAAAUUUGGACUGUGGGUACCAUGUGAAUGGCAUACGACACUGCCAAAACUCCCUAGACAGGCGAAACAGGCCAGAUGGAAUGGACCACAAAGACUCAUACCCAUCUCGGAUGUGUUCUGCCCUGGGUCGGCAUCAUUCUCUAACCGCUCACAUGCACUGGGAGGAGCUGUGUAGCUGUGGAAGCUCCACAUUGCAGUCCAGUGAAAACCUCAGCAAAUCUCCUAUCAGCCACUGUGAGUUGUACACCUCGGAUGUAGAUCCUCUGGACUACCCCUCUCCUGAUGUGAGACUAAUACCACCACGAGGUGCCUCUGGGGUCAGCAGAGAGUUUGGCAUGGAUAUGGGGCUAUUUGCUCCUCCUCCAUCUGGAUUGUACCAUUACUGGCCUGACCACCAGGCAGCUCAUUUCGCUGAACAGACUCGGCGCCCCCUAUCUGUCCUGACCUCAUUCCCACCGCCGCUCUUUGAGCAUCAACCCAAUGAACUUGAGUCCAGACUGGAGCUUCUGCAGAGCCAACUCAACAGGCUGGAAACCAGAAUGACAGCAGACAUUAAUGUGAUCCUUCAGCUUCUCCAGCGACAAAUUGCUCCGGUGCCCCCAGCAUACAGCACUGUAUUACCUGACAACCACACUCCUGAUCCUGUUAUACUGUACAGAAGCAGUGCACCAGUACUCCACAGCAUGUACCCUAUCCCAAACAUUCAGCUGGACAGUAGAAACACUGCCAUUCAGAGUUCAACAAAGCCAGAUUCCAUAUUCCAAUCAAAUUCCCAGGGUUCUCUGUCCAGUGGUGUUCAUAUGGGAGCUGCGUCAGAUGACUGUGUACCUGAUAACCUGGAAACUAUUACUGUUUCGACCCCAGUGCAUCAGCCCAUUUUGAUAGAUGCACCGCGGCUCUGUGCGUCCCUCAGAUUUCCCUCAUUGCCUGGCAACCUGGACACUUCAUCGCACCUGGAAGAAAUUCCAAAACACAUGUCUGACCCUGCCUUAUCGGUCAGCUAAAAUCACAACACACCUUCAACCGGCUUAUCAUAACAGAACUAUGAGAACACAUCAAAACACAAUCAAUAAAUACCCUGCUGAUGUCACCAUCAGUUAGGACAGCCCUAAACCAACACUAAACCAGCAUAAAAACUCAAAGGCAGAUAACAAAGCAUCUUAAACCUCAAGAUGAAUGUCAGUGACCAUCAAUAACGUGUUCUACAUGCAGUAAGACUCAGGAAACAGUCACAGUACAGUGGCUGAUAAUGUUUUGUAAUGAUACAGUAAAUCUAUCCAAAGAAUGUCUCUGUAUGUCUGGAGUAUUCUGUGUAUUUGCUGUAAUUAAAAGUAUGUUCAAUCCCUU
Messenger RNA from Labeo rohita (rohu), 3046 nucleotides. RefSeq names its product potassium voltage-gated channel, subfamily H (eag-related), member 6b (gene kcnh6b). Bases 1 to 2703 code for a protein of 900 amino acids. Gene Ontology annotation, biological process: potassium ion transmembrane transport; regulation of heart rate by cardiac conduction; membrane repolarization during action potential. Gene Ontology annotation, cellular component: membrane. The record is from RefSeq and is a predicted model, not a curated record. Gene Ontology annotation, molecular function: inward rectifier potassium channel activity. Lineage: Eukaryota; Metazoa; Chordata; Actinopteri; Cypriniformes; Cyprinidae. The transcript has 12 exons.